Molecule: messenger RNA, 528 nt
Organism: Aedes albopictus (Asian tiger mosquito)
Lineage: Eukaryota; Metazoa; Arthropoda; Insecta; Diptera; Culicidae
Exons: 1
Coding region: 1-528 (175 amino acids)
Biological process (GO): DNA integration
Molecular function (GO): nucleic acid binding
Source: RefSeq, a predicted model, not a curated record
AUGGCCGCUCGCACAGUCUCCUUGGGAACGCAUCCACCUUGGUGUUGCUGGUCUACUCGGCAUGCAUUUUCGAGUGCUGAACGAUGCAUUUUCCAAGUGGCCGGAAAUCAGCAUCGUACGCUCACCGAUCACAGCAGCAGUCAUCUGUACGAAUUGUUCGCUCGCUUUGGAGUUCCAACCACCGUCAUAUCUGACAAUGGCACACAAAUUUCAUCGUCAAUGUUUGCGGAAUUCUGCAAGAAGAACGGAAUCCACCAUUUGAGAAUUUCUCCGUAUCAUCCGCAGUCGAAUAGCCAGCCGGGACGAGAAACCUUGAAGACAGCGCUGCUCAAGAUUGACGAAGGGGAAAAAGUCUGCGAAUCAUUGCAAAUCUUCCUACAAGCCCACAGAAUAACCCCAAGUCGUGUUCUGAAUGGAAAAACUCCAUCUCAGCUGAAGAUCGGGUGUAUCAUGCGGAUAAUCCUGAAUCAACUCCAACUACGACAGCCGAUGAGCUCAAUCAUCAAUCAACAACAAAAUGACCAGUAG